Molecule: messenger RNA, 378 nt
Organism: Selaginella moellendorffii
Lineage: Eukaryota; Viridiplantae; Streptophyta; Lycopodiopsida; Selaginellales; Selaginellaceae
Exons: 1
Coding region: 1-378 (125 amino acids)
Source: RefSeq, a predicted model, not a curated record
AUGCAAACACCUCUCCCCGAUCUCCUCCACAGCUACAAUCUCCCGCGAGGGAUCUUCCCCAAGAACGCCACGCACUACGAAUUCGACGAGGCCACCGGCAAGCUCACCGUGAUGCUCCCAUGGAUCUGCGAGUGCUGCUUCCGGGACUCGUCCAUUCUGAGGUACGCCGCCACAGUCACCGCCACUCUCCAGCACGGCAAGCUCGUGGACGUGGAGGGCAUCAAGACCAAAGUUCUCAUCUGGGUCAAGGUGGCUGCCAUCUCCGUCCCCACGGAUCAUCCCGGCGACAAGGUCUACUUCUCGGUGGGGAUGAAGAAGUCGCGACCCAGAGAGGUGUAUGAAGUUCUCAAGGAUGCCUUGGAAGUGGAGGAAUUCUAA